CAACGCUGUGCAGCAGAGAUUCUUCCUUAUGUUUGUUGUUUGUUUUUCUAGUAGGUCGACUUUUAUAAACUGUGCUUUUAUUUUAUAUACAAUAUACAACUUGCUAGAUAGUAAACAAAUUUUUUAAUUUUACUUGUUUGAAAAUGUGUCAGAUAACAAAAGGUUAGUUGUUUUAGUCUUGAUGUAUCUCUGGCAACUGCACCUCUCUUCUCUUUUAGAUGUUAGUAAAGUCUGGGACAGGAUUUUCAAACAAAGUGGUUUUAUAAAUGGGGAAAUAAAUUUUACUUUAAAAGAAUUUGAGACUAAAAGAAGCGACAGUGAAGUAGAUAACUUAUUCAAGUCAAUAGAAAAUAUUACAGAUAUUAAAGAUACACAAAUAAAUUCAUUAAGCGAAAUUGUUAAUGAGAAAGUUGUAGAUACUAAUCAAUAUUUAAAUGAAGCUUUAAAACUAUGUAGGGAAUUUGGAGAUUUGGAAAAAACAUUUUUACAGCAAACUGUCAGUGGAGGGAACAAUGAUAGAAGAAAGGACCUUUGGGAAAAAAUAAUGGAUGAAAUAACCUCAGAGUUUUCUAAAGUUAAUUCUGAUUUUGAAAGAAAAGAAAUUGAAGCAGUGCAAUAUUACAAAGAAUUGGGGAAGAAAUUAAAAUAAAUUUGUGGAUUGUAAUGAUAAUAAUUUAUUCAUCAAAUAAACUCGAGUUUAAAUAA
Molecule: messenger RNA, 705 nt
Organism: Ceutorhynchus assimilis (cabbage seed weevil)
Lineage: Eukaryota; Metazoa; Arthropoda; Insecta; Coleoptera; Curculionidae
Source: the annotation of a GenBank genome assembly